Molecule: messenger RNA, 879 nt
Organism: Paraphaeosphaeria sporulosa
Lineage: Eukaryota; Fungi; Ascomycota; Dothideomycetes; Pleosporales; Didymosphaeriaceae
Product: Lumazine-binding protein
Exons: 2
Coding region: 121-879 (252 amino acids)
Biological process (GO): riboflavin biosynthetic process
Molecular function (GO): riboflavin synthase activity
Source: RefSeq, a predicted model, not a curated record
CAAAUCGCAGAUUUGGAAGUUCCCCGAAGCUCCCCGCGGAGGCCCAAGCUCUGGCGCAGACCGAGGCAUCUUGACCCUGCGGCCCCCGCCACUACUUCCGCGUCACCCCACUACGAGACAAUGUUCACCGGCCUUGUUGAAAUAAUAGGCACCGUCACUGCCUUGGAGCAGCUUGACAAGACUGCGAGCGGAGGCGGCGGAACCUCGCUCACCAUCGGGGAUGCGCAACAUAUUCUGGAAGGCGCUCAAUUGGGGGAUAGCAUCGCCAUCAAUGGUGGGCAACCUCCGCAGUUUAUCGUAGCGCCGCUCAAAAUAGACACAGGAACAUGUUUGACGGUGACGGAAUUCGACAAGACUUCCUUCAAAGUCGGCGUCGCCCCCGAAACGCUCCGCAAAACGAACUUGGGCUCGCUCAAAGAGGGCUCUAAAGUCAAUCUCGAACGCGCUGUCGCGGCAUCGACGCGCAUGGGUGGUCACUUUGUACAAGGACACGUCGACACGACCGCUUCAAUAGUAUCUAUAACUCCCGACGGAAACGCGCUCACCUUCCGCUUCAAACCGCGCGAUCCCGCCGUGCUUAGAUAUGUCGUAUACAAGGGAUACGUCACCAUCGACGGAGCCAGCUUGACCGUGACAAAGGUCGAGGACGGGCCUGACGGUUUCUGGGAGGUCAUGCUCAUUGCCUACACACAAGAAAAGGUCGUUACGGCGUCAAAGAAGGUUGGCGAGGAGGUCAACGUUGAGGUUGACCAGGUUGGCAAGUAUGUUGAGAAGAGUGUAGCUGGUUACUUUGAAGGGACCGCAAACGGCGAGUUCGCGAUCCUCGAGAAGAUGGUGUCUAAGCUAGUUGAUGAGAGACUGAAGGCCCUCGGGAAAUAA